Molecule: messenger RNA, 1326 nt
Organism: Spinacia oleracea (spinach)
Lineage: Eukaryota; Viridiplantae; Streptophyta; Magnoliopsida; Caryophyllales; Amaranthaceae
Exons: 3
Coding region: 1-1326 (441 amino acids)
Molecular function (GO): zinc ion binding
Source: RefSeq, a predicted model, not a curated record
AUGUUGCCACAAACUGAUUAUCUGCAGAUUAGGACAAUGAAUCUAAGGCAUACAUGUGUUAGGACUACUGUGAGAAAAUGUGUGAAGUCUGAUUACUUAUGUGAGAGAUACUUGGAGACUUGGAGAUCAGAUCCUCACUGGAAACUGAAAAAGUUCAUGGAAAGGGUGAUGCUUGAAUUAGGUGUUAAGAUAACUUAUUCCACUGCUUGGUUGGCAAGGGCUAGAGCAAAAUUGGCUCUAUAUGGGUCAUCAGCAGAGCAGUAUGGCAGAGUGUGGGAAUAUGCCAAAGCAUUCUUGACACAUAACCCUGGCAGUAGUUGUUUGGUGUUGGUUGACAGCAAUUUUGGGCCUGAGAAGCCCCUGUUCUUGAGGAUGUACUGCUGUCUAGAACCUUUGAUGAAUGGGUUUAGGAAUGGUUGUAGGCCAAUUGUUGGAUUGGAUGGCUGUCACUUGAAGGGUGCAUAUCCAGGUCAGAUAUUGGUAGCUGUUGGGAAGGAUGAGAAUAAUAAUAUCUUCCCCAUUGCAUGGGCAACUGUGGAGAUAGAAAACACAGAGACAUGGUGUUGGUUUAUUGAUUUGUUUAUGAAGGAUUUUGAUGGUGGAAGCAAUGGUGUUGGCUUGACUUUUAUGUCUGACAGACAAAAGGGUUUGCUUGAAGCAAUCAAGACAGUGACUCCACAAGCCAACAACAGAUUCUGUGUUAGGCACAUAUGGGCAAACUUUAAGCUCAAUUUCACUCGAACUUUGUUUAAGGACUUGUUUUGGGAUGCAGCUAGAGCUACAACAUUUAUGGACUUUGAAAUUGCAAUGGAGUCCAUCAGAUUCCUUGAUGAGGAUGCUUGGAGCUACCUAGAUGACAUCCAACCAACACAUUGGUCUAGGUGGGCCUUCUUGACUGAUGUGAAGUCAAACAUGUUGUUGAACAACUUGUGUGAGACUUUUAAUGCUGUCAUCAAAGAUGCAAGGGACAAACCUAUUCUAACUCAGAUGGAAUGGAUGAGGAGGUACAUGAUGAAAAUGAACAACGACAAAUGGGAGGCUGCUAAGAAGAUGAAAGGAAGGAAACUGAUGCCAUACAUAGGCACAGUGUUUGAUGGCUUGGAGAAGUACAGCAGGGGGUGUAUUGUGAAACAGAGUAGGGAUGACCAAUAUGAGGUGGAAUUAGGCAGUGACCAAGUCACUAUUGAUUUGGCUAACAGGACAUGCUCUUGCUUCCACUGGGAUCUAACAGGUAUCCCAUGUGUGCAUGCAUACUCCUGCAUCAUGGACAAAAGAGCUAAUCCAGAUGACUAUGUGCAUGAGUAUUACAGCAUGAGAAGUACCUGA